CGGAGCCGCCCCAGGGCCGCCGGCAAACAGAGUCCCUUUCAAGUUUUCCGCUGGGGCCGCCUGGCGGGGGCUGCGAGCGCAGUCGCUGCGGACUUGUUUGGAGCGCGAUUUGAACGCCCGGCGCCACCUCAGCUGCCCCAGCCCGUGGGGUGGGGGGCGUCUGUCCUUUGCAGUUGGGAGUAUUUAAAUUGGACGUUUUGGGGGGCCUCUGGCGUAAGCAUCACCUGGUCGCCCUCCUGAAAGACGCCCGUGCCUUGGUUUCCAACCGCCACUAGAAAACUGGGAACUGAGACCGAAGCCCCCUCUAAACCCCUUUCUGAGAGCCGUGCGGGGAGACUCAGGCCGGCAGGCUACCUACCCGUAACUGCGUAUUGUUGAUUUAGCAGUUUCCCUAGAUGAGAGUCAGGCUGGAGCUUGGGGGGGUGGGGAGUGGCUCGCUCUGCAGCUGUCACCCCCCUCCCAGAACGGAAAUUGUCCUCUCCUUGGGGAGGAGGGAGAGGGGGUGACGGUUUGAUUUUUGCCCUGGGAAGAGAUGGGAACAGCUGAGGGAGGUUGGCCUCUGAGUUCCCAGCCAGCCCCCGGAACUUGGGUAGAACCCCCCUACCCCUCAUCCUCGCAGGAGCUGGGUCUCUCCCAGGGACGUCCCUAGUCAGCCUUGGCCUCCCUCUCCAUGCCACCUCCCUUUCCAAGAGUGAAGACAUUUCCACCUGGACACCUGACCAUGUGCCUGCCCUGAGCAGCGAGGCCCACCAGGCAUCUCUGUUGUGGGCAGCAGGGCCAGGUCCUGGUCUGUGGACCCUUGGCAGUUGGCAGGCUCCCUCUUCAGCAGGGUCUGGGCCUCGGCCCCACCAUGUCGAGCCUCGGCGGUGGCUCCCAGGACACCGGCGGCAGUAGCAGCAGCAACACCAAUGCCAGCGGUGGCAGUGGCAGCAGUGGCCCAAAGGCAGGAGCAGCAGACAAGAGUGCAGCAGUGGCUGCCGCUGCACCAGCCUCCGUGGCAGAUGAUGCACCACCCCCCGAGCGUCGAAACAAGAGUGGUAUCAUCAGCGAGCCCCUCAACAAGAGCCUGCGCCGCUCCCGCCCACUCUCCCACUACUCUUCUUUUGGCAGCAGUGGUGGCAGUGGCAGUGGCAGUGGCAGCAUGAUGGGCGGGGAGUCUGCUGACAAGGCCACUGCAGCUGCAGCUGCUGCCUCCCUGUUGGCCAAUGGGCAUGACCUGGCAGCGGCCAUGGCAGUGGACAAAAGCAACCCUACCUCAAAGCACAAAAGUGGUGCUGUGGCCAGCCUGCUGAGCAAGGCAGAGCGGGCCACGGAGCUGGCAGCUGAGGGACAGCUGACGCUGCAGCAGUUUGCGCAGUCCACGGAGAUGCUGAAGCGCGUGGUGCAGGAGCACCUCCCGUUGAUGAGCGAGGCGGGUGCUGGCCUGCCUGACAUGGAGGCUGUGGCAGGUGCCGAAGCCCUCAAUGGCCAGUCCGACUUCCCCUACCUGGGCGCUUUCCCCAUCAACCCAGGCCUCUUCAUUAUGACCCCGGCAGGUGUGUUCCUGGCCGAGAGCGCGCUGCACAUGGCGGGCCUGGCCGAGUACCCCAUGCAGGGAGAGCUGGCUUCUGCCAUCAGCUCCGGCAAGAAGAAGCGGAAACGCUGCGGCAUGUGCGCGCCCUGCCGGCGGCGCAUCAACUGCGAGCAGUGCAGCAGUUGUAGGAACCGAAAGACUGGCCAUCAGAUUUGCAAAUUCAGAAAAUGUGAGGAACUCAAAAAGAAGCCUUCCGCUGCUCUGGAGAAGGUGAUGCUUCCGACAGGAGCCGCCUUCCGGUGGUUUCAGUGACGGCGGCGGAACCCAAAGCUGCCCUCUCCGUGCAAUGUCACUGCUCGUGUGGUCUCCAGCAAGGGAUUCGGGCGAAGACAAACGGAUGCACCCGUCUUUAGAACCAAAAAUAUUCUCUCACAGAUUUCAUUCCUGUUUUUAUAUAUAUAUUUUUUGUUGUCGUUUUAACAUCUCCACGUCCCUAGUAUAAAAAGAAAAAGAAAAGAAAAAAAUUUUUAACUGCUUUUUCGGAAGAACAACAACAAAAAAGAGGUAAAGACGAAUCUAUAAAGUACCGAGACUUCCUGGGCAAAGAAUGGACAAUCAGUUUCCUUCCUGUGUCGAUGUCGAUGUUGUCUGUGCAGGAGAUGCAGUUUUUGUGUAGAGAAUGUAAAUUUUCUGUAACCUUUUGAAAUCUAGUUACUAAUAAGCACUACUGUAAUUUAGCACAGUUUAACUCCACCCUCAUUUAAACUUCCUUUGAUUCUUUCCGACCAUGAAAUAGUGCAUAGUUUGCCUGGAGAAUCCACUCACGUUCAUAAAGAGAAUGUUGAUGGCGCCGUGUAGAAGCCCCUCUGUAUCCAUCCACGCGUGCAGAGCUGCCAGCAGGGAGCUCGCAGAAGGGGAGGGAGCACCAGGCCGGCUGAGCUGCACCCACAGUCCCCAGACUGGGAUCCCCUACCCCAACAGUGAUGAUUUUGGAAAAAAAAAAAAUGAAAGUUCUGUUCGUUUAUCCUUUGCGAUCUGGGGAGCCCCGUCUCGAUAUUUCCAAUCCUGGCUACUUUUCUUAGAGAAAAUAAGUCCUUUUUUUCUGGCCUCUCUAAUGGCAACAGAAGAAAGGGCUUCUUUGCGUGGUCCCCUGCCGGUGGGGGUGGGUGCCCAGGGGGCCCCCUGCGGCCUGGGCCCCCCUGCCCACGGCCAGCUUCCUGCUGAUGAACAUGCUGUUUGUAUUGUUUUAGGAAACCAGGCUGUUUUGUGAAUAAAACGAAUGCAUGUUUGUGUCACGAA
Molecule: messenger RNA, 2812 nt
Organism: Cercocebus atys (sooty mangabey)
Lineage: Eukaryota; Metazoa; Chordata; Mammalia; Primates; Cercopithecidae
Gene: CXXC5
Product: CXXC finger protein 5
Exons: 3
Coding region: 851-1825 (324 amino acids)
Cellular component (GO): nucleus
Molecular function (GO): methyl-CpG binding; zinc ion binding
Source: RefSeq, a predicted model, not a curated record